AUGUCCAUCCUGCGCCCGUUUGACGCGACAGACGUGCUCCGCUUCCACAGCGUCAACGCCGACCCGUGGACGGCCACAUACCACAACGGAUACUAUGCGAGCUACCUCGCCCAGUGGCCAGACUGGUGCAUUGCCGCGCAGCCCGCGUUUGGCGACAGCGUCGGCGCGUACAUGAUCGCCAAGCACGAACCCCCAGCCCCGGACCCGCAGCACCACGGCCACCUGACCGCGCUGUCCAUCUCGCCGGCGAUGCGCGGCCUCGGCCUCGCGCGCGUGUUUAUGGCCAUGCUGGAACGCCUGUCGUCGGACGGGUCUGCAGGCUGGCCUGCGCCAUCACCAUUAUCACCACCACCGCCAGCAGCAGCAGCAGCAGAGGGCGCACCGGCAGAAGGGGCAAAUGGUAACAGCACACCAGACGCAGACGAGCCACCACAAGCGCCAGACGGGACCGACUGCGUCGACGCCUUCUUCGUCGACCUGUUCGUGCGGUGUAACAACCACCGCGCGACGGAGAUGUACGAGAAGCUGGGAUACAGCGUGUUCAGGCGUGUCGUCGACUACUACACCGGCAUGGAGGGCGUCGGCAGCUCGCGCGACGAGCUGGACGGCUUUGACAUGCGUAAAUCCAUGCCCAAGGAUACGGCGGGCCGCUACGUGCGUGCCAACGGGCGCGAUAUCCUCGUGUCGCCCGACCAGGUCUGGGCCUAG
This is a messenger RNA of Apiotrichum porosum, 708 nucleotides long. RefSeq names its product N-terminal acetyltransferase (gene NAT3). The transcript is spliced from 4 exons. The record is from RefSeq and is a predicted model, not a curated record. Gene Ontology annotation, biological process: N-terminal peptidyl-methionine acetylation. The coding region runs from base 1 to 708 and encodes 235 amino acids. Gene Ontology annotation, cellular component: NatB complex. Gene Ontology annotation, molecular function: protein-N-terminal amino-acid acetyltransferase activity. NCBI's taxonomy places the organism in Eukaryota, Fungi, Basidiomycota, Tremellomycetes, Trichosporonales, Trichosporonaceae.